AUGUGGCACUAAACAUGUGAAUCCCCCCACCGCCACCCCAUAAGACUCUCUCUCUCUCUCUCUCUCUCACACACACACACACACUGACACACAGUUGUACAUAUAUAACCCCACAUCUCAGACAAGUUGUCUGCAUUACUCAUCUUUACCUUCAACCUUUUGCUGCAAAAUCCCAAAUGGGUUUUGGACUCCAAGCCUUGUCAACUCUGUUUCUUCAAGCCUUGUCAUUUCUGUUGAUUGUGUCUCUGUUUUUCCAAGAAGCUAGAACAGAGCUAGUACAUAAUAAUGGGACUGGUUUGAGAGGAAGAGAGAUAUUGAGUGGUUGCAAUUUGUUUCAAGGCCAAUGGGUAGUUGAUCCUUCAUAUCCUCUGUAUGAUUCUUCAAGGUGCCCAUUCAUAGACCCUGAGUUUGAUUGCCUAAAGUAUGGCCGCCCUGAUAAGCAGUACCUCAAGUACUCUUGGAAACCUGACUCUUGCAACUUACCCAGGUUUAAUGGCAUGGAGUUUCUGAGGACAUGGAGGGGGAAGAAAAUAAUGUUUGUGGGUGACUCACUGAGUUUGAACCAGUGGCAGUCUUUGGCUUGUAUGAUUCAUGCGUCGGUGCCAAAUACAAGGACUAAAUUUGACAGGCAGGACACACUCUCUUCUGUGACCUUUGAGGACUAUGGAGUAACGUUAUUUUUGUAUCACACAACCUAUUUAGUAGAUAUAGUACGAGAAAAUAUUGGACGAGUAUUGAAAUUGAACUCCAUCCAAGCCGGCAAUGCAUGGAAAGGAAUGGACAUGUUAAUAUUCAACACGUGGCAUUGGUGGACCCACAAAGGAAAAUCUCAACCAUGGGAUUACGUGCAAGAUGGGUCCACCAUAUCCAAGGAUAUGGACCGCUUGAUUGCAUUUUACAAAGGUUUGACAACAUGGGCAAGAUGGGUUGAUUUCAAUGUUGAUCCUUCCAAAACCAAAGUAUUCUUUCAGGGGAUUUCUCCGACCCAUUACGAAGGCAAGGAAUGGAGUUCAUCAAAAAAGGACUGCUAUGGAGAGCUACAACCCCUAUCAGGGUCAACUUACCCGGCAGGCGAGCCAGCGGCAGCUAUUGUUGUUGGCAAAGUACUGAGUAGGAUAAAAAAACCUGUUUACCUUCUUGACAUCACGACACUCUCACAGUUGAGGAAAGAUGCACACCCAUCGACUUACGGUGGUACGCAUUCAGGUGUAGACUGUAGCCAUUGGUGCCUCGCUGGACUGCCUGAUACUUGGAACCAGCUCCUCUAUGCAGCUCUCCUAAUGAUCCAUGUUCCAAGAAGCUCAAUGGGACAUGCAAUGAAAGGUUGUAUGUGUUGGAUGAGCUGCAUGUUCCUGAUAUUGUUGCUUUUGCCGUUGAUUUAUCUUCUUUUCAUUUAAGUUCAUAAUUUUUUAGUCUUUAUUUGUGGCAUUUUCGUCUUGGUCAUGUUUCUCAUUUUUGUUUGAAGUUUUUUAGUCUUUAAAUUACCCCACUUUGAAUUACCCUCUUUUCAAGAUUUUUUUUUCCGACAAACACACAAAUGAAACAUG
Molecule: messenger RNA, 1547 nt
Organism: Ilex paraguariensis (yerba mate)
Lineage: Eukaryota; Viridiplantae; Streptophyta; Magnoliopsida; Aquifoliales; Aquifoliaceae
Source: the annotation of a GenBank genome assembly